Solanum lycopersicum (tomato) is the source of this 687-nucleotide messenger RNA. RefSeq lists its product as uncharacterized. NCBI's taxonomy places the organism in Eukaryota, Viridiplantae, Streptophyta, Magnoliopsida, Solanales, Solanaceae. The record is from RefSeq and is a predicted model, not a curated record. Gene Ontology annotation, molecular function: RNA-DNA hybrid ribonuclease activity; nucleic acid binding.
AUGGCAUGCGAUAAGUAUCCCCAGAAUUCGACAAUUCAUAUACUAAUUCAUAUACCAUGGCAAUCUAGUUGGAGUAAUCUGAUGAAUAUAAUAGAGCAUUGUCAACAGCAAUAUAAAAUUGUCAUGGUAAGUUGGAAUAAGCCAGAAUUAGGUACUUACAAAUUAAAUACAGGUGGGAGUGCCCUACAGAAUUCAGGUAAGAUUGGAGGAGGUGGAAUUCUAAGGAAUCAUCAAGGUAAAAUAGUUUAUGCUUUUUCUUUACCUCUAGGUUUUGGUACUAACAAUAUUGCAGAGAUCAAGGCUUCACUAUAUGGGCUGGACUGGAGUGAACAACAUGGCUACAAAAACAUUGAGUUAGAAGUGGAUUCAGAGCUGCUGUGCAAUUGGAUCAAUAAUACAAUCAAGAUACCAUGGAGAUAUGAAGAAAUUAUCCAGCAAAUUCAACAAAUAGUUAGGAAAUUGGAUCAUUUUCAGUGUCAUCACAUAUACAGAGAAGCAAACUGUACUGCAGACAUGCUAGCUAAAUGGAGCCACAAGCUGGAAAUACUUCAACAUUUUUAUACAACAACACAACUCAAGGGAGCAAUUAGAGGAAGUUAUCUAUUGGAGAAGAUGGGCUGGCAGAGAAGAGCCAUUAUAGCAGGAUGGGUGAAUCGUGGAUGGCCAGACAUGACUUUUAGUUUCUAA